AAUCAGUUGGGGGACUAAAAGUUGGCGUAUAAGUAAAGUAGGUGUCUCAAUUUCAAAGGAUUAAAUAUGAUGUUGAAAAGUAUUUCUAAUACUUCUAGAAGCGUUGUCAAAGGACGCAUAGUGAAUACCUUAGCCAGGUUUUCAACCAAAUGCAAUAGAUUAUAUGCACCUUCACGAAGUCUUCCUACCUUACAAAGUUCUAACCCACAACUUUCCUUUCCGUGCUUGGAUAAACUCGAAGAAAGAACCAACCAAUUAUCAAGUGGAUUGAACUCAAGCUCUUGCUCUAACAAAGAUGAUAUAAGUUCCUUAGAAGCAGGUCCGGAACCUUCUUAUGCAAAAAUUCAAACUGGUUUUGAAGUUUAUAAAAGUAGCAAGCCGAUAUUUUUUGAUUAUGGUGGUUAUUUACCUGAAUAUGAAAUUGCUUAUGAAACUUGGGGGACUUUGAACGAAGCUAAAGAUAACUUGAUUUUGAUCCACACUGGUUUAUCUGCUUCAUCUCAUGCCAAAUCCCAACCCAAAAAUACUAAACCUGGUUGGUGGGAAAAUUUUAUAGGUCCAGAUAAGUACUUGGAUACCAAUAAAUUCUUUAUUGUUUGUACUAAUGUUCUUGGUGGUUGUUAUGGUUCAACUGGUCCUUCAUCUAAAGAUCCUGCAAAUAACGAUUAUUAUGGUACUAGAUUCCCUAUUAUAACCGUAAAUGAUAUGGUUAGAGCUCAAAGAGAACUAAUCCGAGAUGUCUUUGACGUUACCAAAAUUCAUGCCUCAAUCGGUGCUUCCAUGGGUGGUAUGCAAUCACUCGCUUAUGCCUGGGAAUUUCCUGAUGAAGUUGAAAAAAUCGUCUCCAUUAGUGGAUGUGCUAGAUCCCAUCCUUACUCAAUUGCUUUACGUCACACCCAAAGACAAGUUUUAAUGAGCGAUCCAAAUUGGAAUAGAGGUUUCUAUUAUGAAAAAAUCGUCCCUCAUAUUGGAAUGAAAUUAGCUAGAGAAAUUGCAACCGUUACUUAUAGAUCGGGUCCUGAGUGGGAACAUAGGUUCGGAAGAAAUAGAGCUGAUGAUUCAAGACCUCCAGCUUUAUGUCCUGACUUUUUGGUUGAAACUUAUUUAGACCACGCUGGUGAAAAGUUUUGUCUAGAAUAUGAUGCAAAUUCUUUCUUAUAUGUACUGAAAGCAAUGGACUUAUUUGAUUUAAGUCAAUCAACUAGAACAAAAUGUGAUUCCAUAAGGGCCAAAACUGAACGUGAUUUCUAUGCAAAAUCAAACGAGAAACUUUCUCAAGAUUCAAAGACUACAGUUCCUGCAAAACCUUAUAAAGAACAAAUAAAUUCUGCAACCGUUACCCCAGAAGAAUCUCUUAAAGAUUUACAUGAAGGUAUGAAAAAGAUUACCCAAAAACAAGCUUUGGUUAUAGGAGUAGAAUCUGAUAUUUUAUUCCCUGUUUGGCAGCAGCGUGAAAUAGCUAAUGCAUUUGAAGAACAAGGCUCCAAGUCUUCAUACUAUGAAUUAAGUAAUGAUGUCAGUAAUUAUGGACAUGAUACUUUCUUAAUCAGUUUUGAUCAUAUCGGACCACCAGUGAAAGAAUUUUUACUGUCUUAAAAUUUAACGAUCACCUUGUAAAAAG
Messenger RNA from Hyphopichia burtonii NRRL Y-1933, 1621 nucleotides. RefSeq lists its product as uncharacterized. Gene Ontology annotation, biological process: L-homoserine metabolic process. The record is from RefSeq and is a predicted model, not a curated record. The transcript has a single exon. NCBI's taxonomy places the organism in Eukaryota, Fungi, Ascomycota, Pichiomycetes, Serinales, Debaryomycetaceae. The coding region runs from base 67 to 1596 and encodes 509 amino acids. Gene Ontology annotation, molecular function: homoserine O-acetyltransferase activity; L-serine O-acetyltransferase activity.